UGACUACGGAGCCGGGAACUCUAUCUAAAAGAAAUUGUUAGCUGCAGGUGGAGAUGGGCAACACAGUCUUUGCCCCUUUGGUCCCCAAGUACUCGGACCAGAAUCAGGACCCAGUCUUCUCACCGCCCGGGUAUUUCGUCAAAAACUCUGACCUCAGGGCUAUCCACAGAGCUGCCUAUGAGGGCGACAUCUACGAGCUCCUCCACCUGAAAAUAAAUAAGUUAAAUUCGUAUGACAAGAAGAAGAGGAGUGCUUUGCAUUUGACUUGCGUAAGAGGAUAUGCCAGGGUGGCCGCUAUGUUGAUCGACAAGAACUGCGAUCUGAACAUCAGAGAUGCUGAAGAGAGGACACCUCUGAUAAAGGCCGUGCAAUGCGAGAGACCGCAGUGCGUCACUCUCCUCUUAGAACGUGGCGCAGAUCCCAACAUUACGGAUAUCCACGGUAACUGCGCUCUCCACUAUGCUGCCCACAGCGGCAAUGUAGAGAUUGCAACAAAACUCCUUGAACAUGGUGCCGCUACAGAGAUAAUGAACAAGAAAGACACCACACCACUCUUCCUUGCUCUGAAGGAAACACAUUCAGAUGUGGCGGAACUUUUAAUUAAGCACAAGGCAAAUAUACAUCUAGUUGAUGGAUGUAAGAGAACAGCGCUCAUGCUUGCUGUACUUUGUAAUUCGGAAAGCUUAGUGGAUCUUCUUUUGGAGCAGAAUAUUAAUGUCUUUGCGGAAGAUUUAUUUGGACAGACUACAGACAAUUAUCUUCUUCCUGACUCUGAAAGCAUUCAACAGAAAAUUUUGGAAUACAAGGCAAAAAUUAAACCUAUAACUCCUACACAAGCAAGAGCAACUUUGGUUAAGGACAGGCGUUCUGUUUGUCAAAAAGAAGAAAUGGCUGAAAACCAUUUUUCCACCUUCACUUUAGUCCAGCCAUUCAUACCAGGUCCUCAAAUGGCCUUUGUCAACCAUUGUGAUACAGAGGAAGGAGCAAGAGAGUCAGAAGUUGGAGACAAUACCAACACGAUUGGUAUUGUUGAAAGUGCUACACAAAAGCAAAUAGAUAAAAUCUCUGUACUGUUAUCAGGACACGACAAACCAAAAGAACCAAGUUUGUAUUUGGAGAGUAUUUCAGAGACUCUUUCAGAGAAGGAUCUUAGUCAUUCAUCUCAGGAUGCCAAUCAAGAAGAAAAAAACAGAGUAAAUGCACAAGUAGAAGGACACAAAAUUUUAUCAAAAUCAGUGAAAGAGGAAGAAGAACCUAAAGGAAGUGAAAAUAACCAGCCACAGAAUUUAUCAGAGAAUCUUACCAAGGAGGAUCUUAGUGGUUCUUCUUGGACUGGCAAUUCAAAUGGAUAUAAGACAGUACCCAAACAAGUAAAGGUGCAUGUUAAGACACAACCUCAGUAUCAGGUAACAAUAUUCAUUCAGGAAAUUUGCACACACAGAGAAGAUUGGAUUACUGCAGCUCCAGAGAUUACGGGAAGGAGGAGGAAGUACUGGAUUGGGGCAGAACACAGGGAGGCAUUUCUUUUCUCCAGAAGGAUCAGGCAUCUGAGAUAUAUGUUGCAUUGA
Nycticebus coucang (slow loris) is the source of this 1568-nucleotide messenger RNA. Its product is annotated as putative ankyrin repeat domain-containing protein 20A4. The coding region runs from base 54 to 1568 and encodes 504 amino acids. Gene Ontology annotation, molecular function: protein binding. NCBI's taxonomy places the organism in Eukaryota, Metazoa, Chordata, Mammalia, Primates, Lorisidae. The transcript is spliced from 13 exons. The record is from RefSeq and is a predicted model, not a curated record.